Molecule: messenger RNA, 492 nt
Organism: Guillardia theta CCMP2712
Lineage: Eukaryota; Cryptophyceae; Pyrenomonadales; Geminigeraceae
Exons: 7
Coding region: 1-492 (163 amino acids)
Cellular component (GO): cytoplasm
Molecular function (GO): calcium ion binding
Source: RefSeq, a predicted model, not a curated record
AUGUCGCCACUGGCUGAAGCGGAAAGAACCCUUAACACGGAUUGCAAGUUCGUGCAAGAAGUCAAGGCCAUCUUCCACAAAUAUGAUGAGGACCAGGAUGGGUUCUUGGAUCUCCAUCAGACGAAGUUGGGAGUUAUCAACCUCUUCGGGUACAAGCCCUCACCAUACGAGCUCUUGCGCUUGUUCGGCGAGAAAACGAUGCAAGAGGAGCAGAUUGGAUGGGAUGUCUUCUAUGACGCCAUGCUCCGCCGAAAGAUCGACAUCGGAUCCAGUUCAGUCGACGAAGUUCGGCAGGCAUUCAAAGCGUUCGAUCGAAGAUCUGCUGGUUUUCUCACGCUCGAUGACGUCAAACAUGCUUUCAGAGAAGUGGCGCCGCAUAUCAGCGAGCGCUUAAUCGAAGAAAUUUUCUUUGAGUUCGACGAGGAUCGCGACGGAAGACUUAAUUUCACACAAUUCGAGAAGGUCUGGCGGAGAGGAUGCCCAUUAUCAUAA